Molecule: messenger RNA, 2296 nt
Organism: Rhododendron vialii
Lineage: Eukaryota; Viridiplantae; Streptophyta; Magnoliopsida; Ericales; Ericaceae
Product: DNAJ protein JJJ1 homolog
Exons: 3
Coding region: 57-1913 (618 amino acids)
Molecular function (GO): nucleic acid binding; zinc ion binding
Source: RefSeq, a predicted model, not a curated record
AAACAACCCCGAAAGCUAUCAGAAAACCCUAGAAGAGAACUCACAACAGCUCAACAAUGGCUUCUCCUCCUCCGUCGGAGAAGCGAUGCCUGUACGAGGUCCUCGGCCUCCGGCUCGACUGUACCCCCGACGAGAUCCGCUCAGCCUACAAGAAGCUCGCCCUCCAGCGCCACCCGGACAAGCUCGUCCAGUCCGGCCUCUCGUCCGCCGCCGCCACCGCCUCUUUCCAGGAGCUCGUCAACGCCUACGAGGUCCUCUCAGAUCCCCGCGAACGCUCCUGGUACGACUCCCACCGCUCCCAAAUCCUCUUCUCCAACAAUUCCAGCUCCAGCUCCUCCAAUUCGUCAAAGUCCUCCUCCUACGUCCCCGACCUCUUCUCCUUCUUCUCCAACUCAGUAUUCUCCGGCUUCACCGACUCCAAAAAGGGAUUUUACAAGGUCUACGGCGACGUUUUCGACAAGAUUUACUCGAACGAGCUGAAUUUCGCGAGGAAGUUAGGGUUAGGGUUAGACGCGGUGAAGGAGGCCCCGGUGAUGGGUAAUUUGGAGAGUCCGUACGAGCAGGCGACGGCGUUCUACGGGUACUGGCUAGGGUUCGCGACGGUGAUGGAUUUCUGCUGGGUGGAUCAGUACGACGCAAUGGCGGGGGCGAACAGGAAGUCGAGGAGGGUGAUGGAGGAGGAGAACAAGAAGCUGAGGAAGAAGGCGAGGAGGGAGUACAACGAGACGGUGAGGGGUCUGGCGGAGUUUGCGAAGAAGAGGGAUAAGAGGGUGAUUGAUAUGCAGGUGAAGAGGAAUGAGGAGAUGGAGAGGAAGAGGGAGGAGGAGAGAGAGAGGAAGAGGGUGGCGGAGAGAGAGAAGAUGGAGCGUGCGAGGGCGUAUAGGGAGCCAGAGUGGGCAAAGGUGGAGGAGGAGGAUGGGGAGGUUGUUGAGAAUGGUAAUGAGGGUGAUGAGGAAGAUGAAAAGAGGAAGAAGGAUGAGAAGGAGUUGUAUUGUGUGGUUUGUGGGAAGAAGUUCAAGAGUGAGAAGCAGUGGAAGAACCACGAGCAGUCGAAGAAGCAUAAGGAGAAGGUGGCAGAGUUGAAGGAAGCAUUUGGUGAUGAAGAAAGAGGAGAAGAGGAGAGACAAGAGGGAUUUGAUGGUAAUGUUGAUGAUGGGGUUGAUGAGCUAAGCGAUCGAUUUGAGAGCAGUUUUGGAUUUCCCAAACAAAAUGGUGAUCAUGAUGAUGCCCAAUCUAGUGAGGAAGAAGUGAAUGAGGAUGUUGGUAACAAUGGUGAAGCUAAAGGCAUGGAUGAGUCAUUUGGAGAGGAUCAUGAUGAUGAUGACGAAGCAAGUGUGCUUGAAGCCAUGUUAUCAGGGCACAAGAGCAAGAAAAAUGUGAGCUCGGUCCACAAGCCUAAGGCCAAGGCUUCAUCAACAAAAGAUGGUGGCAGAAGUGAUGAUGAUGAAAUGGAUUUUGGGGAAUAUAAUAACACGAAGGGGGCUAGAAGGAAGAGGGGAGCGAAAGGAGAGAGGGGUAGAAGAUAUGAUGACGAAGCUGCUACAGCUGAUAGAACUGAAAACAGUGAUCAGGUUGCGGAAAAUAAUGGGCAUGAUGACGGUUUACAAAAGGAUGGGACUUUGUUUCCUUCUUCUGUUGAAAAUGAGAGUAAUGAUAAAGGUGAAUAUCUCUUAGAAAAAGGCCGUAAGGUUUCAAAACAACCUGUUGACAGAAAGGAUAAUGCGAAGAAAGACGCGAAUGCGAAGAAAGAUGCGAAUGCCAAAUCGAAGAACUCAUCCAAAGGAAGGAAACAGAAGGCGACAUCAAAAGCUUCUGGCACUGUAUGUGAUACCUGCGGCGAGGACUUUGAAUCGAGGAAUAGACUACAUAAACAUUUGGGUGACACGGGUCAUGCUUCAUUGAAAUCACGAUGAAGUUGAUUUAUACAGAUAAGAGAAAAGGAAGUAAAUUCUCAGCAGCCCAUGAAUUGCCUUUUGGAACUGGGUGUUAAUGAUUCUGCUUCAUUUUUCAUUGUGCUACCACCAUGCGGAUUCAUGGCUGGAAGCUUUGGAGAAACUUGUUCUAUUAUGGAAACUUAAACACACUACAAGUUCAAGGAUUCUCUGUAUGAAUUUUGCAAUAGAGGAGAGGAGAAAUUGUUUGCAUAGAAUCCUCAGAUUUUAUUGCAAGUUCUAGUGAAGGAGAGGAGCAUUUCUCUAAUAAUUUCCAUUGGUUGUAUUUUGAAAGAAUUUUGAUCCAUGAAUGUACAUUUUCAAAUACCAUACGUUAAUCAUAUACAAUCCGACUUCUUUGUCUA